AUGAAAAUAUUAAGAAUUAUUGUAUUAUAUAUUUUCCUUUUAUCUUUCAAUUUAGAGAAUACAUUAGGAAAUGAAUCAGAUAAAUUUUUAAAUAAUAGUCUAAUAGAUGUAUUAAAUUAUAAUUUUAAUAUUAAUGAUGUUAUGGAUAUUUUUGAAAAAAUAUUUAAGGAUAAUUUCGAUAAUUUUAAAAUUGAAGAACAAAACAAUAAAAUAAAAAAUAUGGAAUUUAAAAAAUUUUAUUUUAAUAAAUCUAAUUAUGAUUUUUUAUAUGGAUCAUUUAAAGAAUACUGUUUAAAUGAAGUUAUAAAUAAUGAGAGAUGUAAAAAAUUAUUAGAUAAGCAUAAUAUAACUCAUAUUUUUAAUAAUAUAGGUAGUAAAUUUCAGUCAAAUUUCUACAAAGAAUUGAAUGAAGUAAAAUAUUAUAUUUUUGAGAUUAUAAAACUAUUAAAGAAAAAUGAUAAAUUAAACAGCAAUAUUAUGAUUACAUUUAAUAGAAUAAAAAAUUCUAAAAAUGGAAUAAAUAAUAUUAUGAGUCAAAAAUACAAUAAUACACUUUCAAUAAUUAAAUAUUUUGAAAAUAUUUCUUAUAAUUUUAAAAAUGAAAACAAAAAUUUAAGCUUCUAUGAAAUGAUGGUAGAUUAUGGAAAUGAAUUAAAUAAAAUAGUUAAAAAUGUAUUGGUUGAAUAUGUGCAUAUGUAUAGAAAAACAAAAAAACAUCAAAAAAAAAUAGAAAAUGAUAUAAAUAAAAAUGCUAGAAUAUUAUCAAAAAUUCAUAGAAAAAUUAUUUUAAGUAUUUAUUAUAUGAUUUCAGAUAUGAAUAAAACUAAUGAAAAAGUUAAUAAUUUAAUAGAUAAAAAAGUUGACGAAUAUUAUGAAUGGAUAAGUAAAGAAAAUGAUAAUUAUGUUAAAAAUAUAAAUAAUUUGAAGCCACAUGCAGACUUUAAUUUGGAGGAACUUAAUGAAGUAAUUAAUAAUUCAAAAGAAAAAAUUCAAGAAAAUAGUAUUUCAUUUAUUAAUAUUAGUAAAUAUAUAACUUUUCAAAAUGCAUACAAAACAAUUAUGUCUAUUAUGCAUUAUAUGAAUAAUAAAUAUUCUAAAGACGUUAAUAUUAUUUUUUUAUAUAAUGAAGAGUACAAUGAUUUUAAUUUUGAUCAUUCGGAUAGCAUUCCAAAACAAUGUCCAUCUCAAAUAAAUACUACAUCAACAAGUAAUUUUAAUUUUGAUCAUUUAGAUUAUCUUGAAGCUGCUAAAUAUGAAAAGAUAUUAAAAUCUAGUAAUAAUGAAAAAAAUGAUUUUGAACAUAUAGACAAAAAAAAAAUAGAAAAUAUUAUGAAUUAUAUAUUUUUCUUAUAUGAUAAAAAUGAUCAUAAUUGGAUAAAAGAAAAGGAGUUUAAAGAUGAUAAAGGGGAUGUUUCUUAUACUGAAUUAAAUAAAAAAAUACGAAUAUAUACAAAUAAAAUGGAGAAAAGCAUUGAUACAAUUAAAGAUGAUUAUCUUUUUAAACCUACUAUUAAAAGAUAUGUAUUAAGUGUAAGAAAUCUUUUUAAUAAUAUAAUUUUUAAUUUUAAUAAAUAUAUAUAUUCCUUUGAAAAAAAAUUUGAUAUGCACACAAUGAAUGCUGAAAUUAAUGAAGCUAUCAGCAUUAAAUUAAAAGAUAAUGAAAACAAUUCAGAUAGAAAUGAAAAUGAAGAGGAAAAUGUAAAUAAAUCUGAAAAUAAAAAGAUAAAGGAGGAUGAACUCGUAAUUGAGGGGCAAAACAAAGCUGAAAGUGAGAAAAAAAAUGGAAGCGAAUACGAAUAUAAAAAUAAAAAUGAAGGUGAAAAUGAAAAAGAAGUAGAAAAUAAAAAAAAAAAUGAAGAUAAAGAAAAAACAGAAAUUGAAAAUGAAAAUGAGAAUGAGAAUGAAAACAAAAUAGAAAAUGAAAAUAAAAAUGAAGAUGAGAAUGAAAACAAAAUAGAAAUUAAAAAUAAAAAUGAAGAUGAGAAUAAAACAGAAAAUGAAACAAAAAGUGAAGAUGAAAAUGAAACGAAAAAUGAAACCAAAAGUGAGGAUGAAAAUGAAACGAAAAAUGAAACCAAAAGUGAAGAUGAAAAAAAAACAGAAAUUGAAAAUAAAAGUGAGGAUGAAAAUGAAAUGAAAAAUGAAACCAAAAAUGAGGAUGAAAAUGAAACGAAAAAUGAAACCAAAAUUGAGGAUGAAAAUGAAACGAAAAAUGAAGCAAAAAAUGAGGAUGAAAAUGAAACGAAAAAUGAAACGAAAAAUGAGGAUGAAAAUAAAACGGAGAAUGAAGGAAAAACAGAAAUUGAAAAUAAAAAUGAUGAUAAAAACAAAAAUGACGAUGAAAACAUGAAGCAGGAUGGUAUUGAAAAUGAUAACGAGAAUAAUGAUGAAAAUAAUAAUGAAAAUGGUUAUGAAAAUGGUAAUGAAAAUGAUAAUGAAAAUAAUAAUGAAAAUAAUAAUGAAAUUAAUAAUGAAAAUAAUAAUGAAAAUAAUAACGAGAAUAAUGAUGAAAAUGAUAAUGAAAAUAAGAGUAUUAAUAAGGAUAAAAAUGAUACAUUAGAAUGUGGAGUUGGAAACAUAAGAAAUUUAUGGAAACUACCUAUUAUUAAAAAUUUAUAUAAAAAUUAUUGUAAAAAAUAUAAUGAUAAUUUUAUUAAAGAUAUAAAAGAAAUUGAUAUAUGUGAAAUACAAAAUUUAGAUAUGGGAAAGUCACAUAAUAAUUUCAAUACAUUAAGUCGCUCAGAAUUGAUGAAAAAAAUUAAUGAAAAUAUUUUAUAUGGAGUUCCUGAUAUUAAUUAUAUAUUAGAAUCUUUAAAAAUUCAUAACAAAAAUAAAAAAGGAAAAAAUAACAGAAACAUUUUUUAUAAAGCAUUUUAUGGGAAUGAUUAUUUAUUCAUAAAAUCGAAAGGUUUUAAUGUGGAAUCAUUUAUUUAUCCUUAUUUUGAAGCUUUAAAUAUACAAUUAAAAGAAAUGAAAGUGUGUUCUAUAGAGAAUUAUUAUGAAUGCAUGAAAAAAUACAUUAAAAAAAAAUUUUCAGAAAAAAAACUAGAUAAAAAAGUUAUAUUUAUAUAUCUAGGAAAUUUUAAAGAAGAGGUUUUUAAACUAACAACAUCAAUAAUUGCAGAUAAUUUAAAAAGAGAACAUUUAAAACAAUUUUUAGAUAAUUCUAAAGAAAAUAAUUGUUUUAAUGAUUUUUUAAUUAAAAAAUAUAGAGAAGAAUAUAACUUUUUUGAAAGAAUCAAAACUUACACAGUAUUACAUUCUAAAUACAAAGAUUUAAAUAUGAAUAAUAUUAAUUUUAAUUUUUAUGUUUCUUAUUUUUCAAAAGAGGAAAUACAAUAUAUGCCCUUUUCUUAUUAUUAUGAUUCAAUAAUUUAUUGCAAAGUAGUUCUUUCUACAUCUAAAUAUGGAAAUCAAGAAAUUGUUCCAAUUGAUGAUGAUAUGAUAGAAGUUGCUUUAAUUCUUUCUUUGGAUAAUCAAAAUAAAAAUGUUCAUUAUUUAAUUUCAUCAACAGUUAUAUAUGAUACAAAAUAUCCACUUUUAAAAAACAAAAAAGGAAUUGUUAAACUUUUUCAAGUAUCUUAUGAAAAACCUAAUAUACAUUUAAUAAAUGAAAAAUUUAAAAUUAAAGCAACAAAAAAUAUGAAAGUUAUUUUAGAAAAAGAAGUAAUUCUUAAUGAUAAUACAAAAAAAGUACAAGACUAUAUAGAUACAUUUUAUGAGAUUAUGAAUAAAAUAAUGAAAAAUAAUAUUAACUUAGAGUUAAUGGGUAAAUCUUUUUUUGUUCAUCUAAAAAAAAUAUAA
Molecule: messenger RNA, 3804 nt
Organism: Plasmodium gallinaceum
Lineage: Eukaryota; Apicomplexa; Aconoidasida; Haemosporida; Plasmodiidae
Product: conserved Plasmodium protein, unknown function
Exons: 2
Coding region: 1-3804 (1267 amino acids)
Source: RefSeq, a predicted model, not a curated record